This is a messenger RNA of Serpula lacrymans var. lacrymans S7.9, 327 nucleotides long. RefSeq lists its product as uncharacterized. The transcript has 6 exons. The coding region runs from base 77 to 319 and encodes 80 amino acids. Lineage: Eukaryota; Fungi; Basidiomycota; Agaricomycetes; Boletales; Serpulaceae. The record is from RefSeq and is a predicted model, not a curated record.
AGAGAAAAAAUGUUAUGUACAUGAUCCCUACUAUUGUAUUGUAACUACAACAAUUUAUGUAGCACCUUGGACCUAUAUGACUUUGAAUAUCCCAUUUCUUUUUGCCCAUGUUUUGGCUCAGCAUCUGUUUGGGAUGGAAGAAAAUUUUGAAACUAGUGUUGUUUGUCAUCUGAGAGCUUCACUAUCAACUCUAACAAUUCACACAAAGGCUAAGUGCCAUAUUCAAUCGGAGCGGUUGAGUUUAAAAUCAAGGUGCAAAAGAUGGCACCGAAGGGGGGUGCAGACCUUAUUUACAAGAUAUCGACUCAUCAUAUAUUGAAUUAGUUA